This is a messenger RNA of Trichoderma aggressivum f. europaeum, 2331 nucleotides long. RefSeq names its product transcriptional regulator family: Fungal Specific TF. Gene Ontology annotation, cellular component: nucleus. Bases 1 to 2331 code for a protein of 776 amino acids. Gene Ontology annotation, molecular function: DNA binding; DNA-binding transcription factor activity, RNA polymerase II-specific; zinc ion binding. The record is from RefSeq and is a predicted model, not a curated record. Lineage: Eukaryota; Fungi; Ascomycota; Sordariomycetes; Hypocreales; Hypocreaceae. Gene Ontology annotation, biological process: DNA-templated transcription; regulation of DNA-templated transcription. The transcript has 6 exons.
AUGAUGCCUGUCGACGAUGCAGAAGCUGAGGACGUGCAGGGCUCCGCUACCGGCUCUGAGGAUAAGCAAGCCGUCUCUAAAAAGCGAAAGCUCUCUAGUAGGGACGAUAAUCAGGAAAAUGAAGGUCCCGCUUGCCAGAACUGUCGAAAGAAAAAGUCAGCAUGCUCGAGAACCCAGCCAUGUUCCGCAUGCGUGAGAUACAAUGUCGAGUGUGUCUACUACGACGGAAGAGCCAAAACGGGUGUUCGAACUGGCGCCAUUGAAAGCAUCAACCAAAGGAUUGCGUCGCUGGAGCAAAUGUUCCUGGGCCAAAGCAUCUUAUGGAAUCAAUUGUUUGGGGGCUUGAAUUCUCCCACGAGCGGAAGCGUCGAGAACACAAGCCCGGAUGGAUUUACACAAGAAAACUUGGAGCAGUCCAUUACUCAAUUGCGGAAUCGACUGGCUUCUACUGUACAGAACAAGCAACAAUCCGCGACGCAGAACUUGGUUGGGCCAUCACAAUUACCGAAAUCUCUCAGUAGCAGUACACCAGGGGCUACCAGUGAAGCUCGAUUACCGCCAGACGACCUCAUGGACGCACUUAUCGAGAUAUACUUUGAACAGGUGCACCAAUGGAUACCAAUGCUUCAUGUUCUGCACUUUCGCCAGCGUUUAUUAAUGCCCAAUGGGCGUGAAAGCGCGUCUACCAUUUUCUACGCCAUUACAUCGUUAUGUGUACGAUUUUCCAACGACCCACGUCUCGGACAGGGCGCUGAAAAGACGGCCUACGCUCGACAAUGCCGACAAGUAGUAAUACUUCGCAGCAUGGAGUCUUUCUCGGUGGAAAAUCUACAAGCUUUGACUAUUUGCUCUUUUGAUUUGAUUGGCGGCGGACGAGGACCAUCCGCAUGGUCGAUUGUUGGCAGCAUGACACGAACAGUUGAGCAACUUCAGCUCAGUGUGGAAGAAGAGGACCAGAAUAAGCCACUCACCAAGACGUUAAUCAGGCGCAUGAAUUUUCUACCCCGAUGCCGCAGCUGGAGCGAGACCGAAGAGCGCCGGCGCGUCUUUUGGAACAUCUUUAUAAUGGAUCGCUUCUGCAGCAUUGCCACGGGAUGGAACUUUUCUCUCACCAGUGCCGAUGUCAAACGAAGACUUCCUUGCGAAGGCAGCCUAUGGGAACGUGGCCAGCCGCUCGAUGUACCCACGCCCUACUUUGGCAUCGCAGACUUAACGUCACGGGCUAAUCCGGCUGUCCCAACAGCUCGACCUGAUGGUGAGGAUCAGGAUCUCUUGGGUGGUUUCGCCUUCUGUAUCGAGGCAACCGAGAGCCUGAGCUUGGUUACCUCGUUCUUCCUUCAGCAUGAUCUAGACUUUAGCGACCCUCACCAGUUCCAGCUAUGGUUGGUCCGUUUCAAGCAGCUUGACUUGCGGUUGGUCCAAUGGAAAAUCUUUCUACCCAAGCCUUGGCGGGAAGCGUGUGUUCUCAACGCAGAUGGCAAUAUGGAUCCCAACCUCACACUGGCGCACAUGACUCAUAAUACCGCGGUGAUUCUACUUCACCAAGUUAUUGCGUUCCCAUUACCCGAGUGGCAGAGCCAACGGCUACGAUUGCCAUCCCUCUCGAGUGCAGAGACCUGCUUUGCGGCCGCGACCGAAGUGAGUAUCAUUGCGGAAGCGUAUUUGCAACGAUCGACUUCCUUAACCAACCCUCAGUUCGCAUUCUGUCUGUUCAUCUGCGGGAGGUUGCUUUUAGCCUAUUCUUCUUACCACAGCCAGCCUCUGGCUCCUUCAUUCAACUCGCUGGUUUCAAGUCUUUAUAACAUCUCUAGCCGCUGGAACGGACCGUUUAGCGACGAUACAAAUGGGGAGACACACAACUUGGCGUCCAAGUUUGCCACACGGCUAACGCAGGCACGGCAGCAUGACCAACACAUUCUCGAUAUACGGGAGCCGGUAUAUUCGGACGACCAGUACAUUGAUAAGACGACAGUCAACACCAACAGGCGUGAAGGAUCAGCGUCAGGCCCAGGCUCUUUUACCCACGGCAUUGACACUACCGGCGUCGGCGUGCCCACUCCCUCACUUAGUGAUCUCCACGGGGCAUCACCCGACAGCAUCUCGAUGGCAUUUCCACCUUUACCGCUGAGUCUGCAGGGCCAGAUAUCCUACAGCAAUCACUCAAAGUCUAUGCCAAUUGACUCUCCUCGGGCUGGUGUUGCGAUAGGCGUGCAGCCCGCAGACCCCAUGAUGGCGGAAGUUCACUCUUAUGACGGUGUUGAUGCUUUUCUCGAUCCAUCUUUUCCACCCGAUCAGAGGGUGAGCGUUUUUUCUUAUUCAAACAACAUGUAA